Messenger RNA from Mastomys coucha (southern multimammate mouse), 1091 nucleotides. RefSeq names its product family with sequence similarity 98 member B (gene Tslig3b). Gene Ontology annotation, cellular component: tRNA-splicing ligase complex. The record is from RefSeq and is a predicted model, not a curated record. The transcript is spliced from 9 exons. NCBI's taxonomy places the organism in Eukaryota, Metazoa, Chordata, Mammalia, Rodentia, Muridae. Bases 15 to 1091 code for a protein of 358 amino acids.
GGAACCUUGGCGUGAUGACGCUGGUUUCCGGCGGGAUUUUUAGAGUGACGAACGCUUUGGGCCAAGCGACCAUGAGAGGGCCAGAGCUCGGGCCCGAAACUAGCAUGGAGGGGGACGUUCUGGACACCCUGGAGGCGCUGGGGUAUAAGGGUCCACUGUUAGAGGAGCAGGCACUCUCCCAGGCAGCGGAAGGCGGGCUGUCUUCACCUGAGUUUUCAGAGCUCUGCAUUUGGUUAGGCUCCCAGAUCAAGUCCUUAUGCAACCUGGAAGAAAGCAUCACUUCAGCUGGGAGAGAUGACCUAGAGAGCUUCCAGCUUGAGAUAAGUGGUUUUUUAAAAGAGAUGGCCUGUCCAUAUUCCGUACUUGUAUCAGGAGAUAUUAAGGAGCGCCUCACGAAGAAGGAUGACUGCUUGAAACUUCUGUUGUUUUUAAGUACAGAACUUCAAGCUUUACAAAUACUACAGAAGAAAAAACAUAAAAAUUCUCAGUUAGAUAAAAAUAGUGAAGUUUGCCAGGAAGUUCAAGCUGUAUGUGAUGCCCUCGGGGUCCCCAAGUCCGACACUUCAGACAUUCCACUUCUGCUGAGCCAAGUGGAAUCAAAGGUGAAGGAUAUUCUCUCUAAAGUCCAGAAAAACCAUGUGGGAAAACCAUUGCUGAAGGUCGAUUUAAGUUCUGAACAGGCAGAAAAACUGGAAAGAAUUAAUGAUGCUCUUUCCUGCGAAUAUGAGUGCCGCCGGCGGAUGUUAAUGAAACGAUUGGAUGUGACAGUGCAGUCCUUUGGAUGGUCCGAUAGAGCAAAGGCAAAAACAGAUAACAUAGCAAGAAUCUACCAGCCCAAGCGUUAUGCUUUGUCACCCAAGACAACAGUCACCUUGGCACAUCUGCUUGCCGCCCGUGAAGAUCUGUCUAAGAUCAUUAGGACAAGCAGUGGCAUCAGCCGGGAGAAGACAGCAUGCGCCAUUAAUAAGGUGCUUAUGGGAAGGGUACCUGACAGGGGAGGACGGCCGAAUGAAAUUGAACCGCCACCCCCUGAAAUGCCCCCUUGGCAGAAGAGACAAGAAGGCGGAGGGAGGGGUGGUUGGGGUGGUUGA